Molecule: messenger RNA, 2220 nt
Organism: Necator americanus (New World hookworm)
Lineage: Eukaryota; Metazoa; Nematoda; Chromadorea; Rhabditida; Ancylostomatidae
Exons: 18
Coding region: 1-2220 (739 amino acids)
Biological process (GO): regulation of DNA-templated transcription
Molecular function (GO): sequence-specific DNA binding
Source: RefSeq, a predicted model, not a curated record
AUGCAGCGCGUUUCAACAGCGCCGUCGCUGCUCAUUCAAACGCAUCUACUCCAGAAAUCUGUCACAUCACUACAUCAUCGAGUCACGUCCACUCUACAAAAGACACACGGUAGACGAGUGUCCCUAUCGGUGGAUUCACCAAAGGUAUUGCAAGUGAAGAAGUCCGCAUCGGAAGUGCUGACACCGACACGCAAAAUUGCGCCGACAAAAGCCGCCGAAGACGUCAUGGUGAAGGCGUCAACGGACGCGGAACCGAUGGCGAUCACAUCGGCCAGUGGUCAGGACGCUCCUUCACCCAGCAUUCAACAGACUGCAACAAACGAGAAUGAUCUACACGUAGACGUCACUGAGUCGGCAGAUUCGUCGAAAACUUCAUCAAGUUUGCUGACGCCACCGUCAGAAGAUGAUCAGGAUUCGAAACCGGGUACAGCGCAAUCUUCUUGCGGAGUUCCUUCAAGGAAACGGAAGUCUAACGGUGUUCGGAAACAGCUACCCGAGGAGUCACUGAGAAAAAGUGGCAGAAUAACGCGGACAUGUGACCCUUCCACGGCAGAUUUUGUUGAUAAUUACGUCGACUCGAAGCGGUUAAAGCAGCCAAGAAUCGUUCAACCACCAAAGGGAGGUGUGCGAAAACCCAAUGUGAUGCCGAAGAACAAAGGUGCCAAGGAGAAGGAUAAGCUUUCCAUUGAUAUGGUGGGACCACGUACGCGAAGCAACCUUGUUGAACCUAUUGUUUCUCCCCUCGGUUCAACUAGGCGGAGGCAUGUUCACAUAGAAUUGACGGCAAAAAUUGGUCCAGAUCAUCAGGCAUCUUUCGAUCCUUUCUACGCUAGCGAUUUCGUUGAGCCAUGUAGAUCAAAAGUCGAUGAGGAGCCUGAUAGGGAAGAAGCUAUGUGGCACCUAGAGCCAAGCGGAAGUGCAGCAUAUUCAAACGAGGAGCUAGACGAGGCUUGGUCAGCGAUUCGGUCCCAAUAUGGAGGGAAGAUUGGAUUGGAUUCGAUGUUGUACUGCUUUAUGAAGCAGAACUACAACGUUGAUGCGCUGCUGGAGAAUAUCGAAACGGAACAAUGGAAAAACUUACCGCAGCCGUUCGAAGAAUUGAAUAUAGCUCAACAAAGGGAAUUCGAACGUGUUCUCAGGGAUAUAAAGGGAAAGAAUUUUGCGUCUAUUCAAGAUAAAUUCAUGCGACAAUAUUAUGUUGGAGAAAUUGUUGAUUAUUAUUAUAAUUCUAAGCGGAAAGGAUGUGUGCAUGAUCGGUACACAAGAUGUACAUGUAGAGAUAGGCUGACUAGUGCAACAGUGGCGAAAGUGCCAAGAUAUGAAUGUGCAAACUGCUCAAAAUAUUUAUGGGAAGGAAAGCACCGACCGCCGAAGUACUGUGCAGUCUGUCGCCUCUAUUUCAAGAGGAAUGGUGCUCAUCGUAACGUUGUGGGGAAGUUAUUCGAGCCGGAUGAGAAAAUAGUAAAGCGGUGGAUAGAGUUGGAAAAAGACAAUAAACGUGCGAUGUCUAGUGAAGAGGUGUUAGAGUGGCUUGAAGCCGAGCGUCGGGAAGCGGUUCUGUUGAAUCCGGAUUUCGAUGAGAUCCCAACACAUCCAGCGAAGAAGAAACUAAAAAGUGAGCAAAUCGUUGAACUUACGCAGAAAUUCAAGACGACCACGAAUCCAAGGUGCGCGUUACAAACGGACUAUGGUAGUGUCGUUGGUCGCGUGGCUUUAGAAGGCUUCAAGAACGACGAGAUCCUAAAGAUCGUUAGAGCUUUUAAAAAGGUCGGAAAGAAAUUUGCCGAAAUAUCGAGCAUGGUCGGGAACCGUACACCGCAAGAGAUCUCGAUAUUUUAUCGACGAUAUAAACUACAGUACCACUUGGAUACGUUAUUCGACAGUUCACGAAAAGCUCUACUUCCACCGGUGAUAUCGUCGUCGACGUCACGAACAAUACAUACGGAAAACGGUUCCUCGUCGCCAACUCCAGAACCGAUGUGCCGUCGAAAGCGAGCUGGAUCUGAUCCGUCGUAUCCGGAAGGCGACGUGGUCCCCAUUAAAUCCACACGUGUUACUAGGCAGUCUGCACAUACGCAACGUGAACCAGAUGAACGGGAAUCUAACGGCCGGUCAGGGGAUUCUACCUCCACGUUCGACUUCAAUUCAGAAUCGUUGGAAGUUAAUGAACGCAUGCGGGAAGGACUAGAAGUUGAGGAACAUGAAGUAGUGAAAGAGUGA